Messenger RNA from Diceros bicornis minor, 3848 nucleotides. RefSeq names its product inhibin subunit beta B (gene INHBB). The coding region runs from base 716 to 1939 and encodes 407 amino acids. The record is from RefSeq and is a predicted model, not a curated record. Gene Ontology annotation, molecular function: cytokine activity; growth factor activity. Gene Ontology annotation, biological process: BMP signaling pathway; SMAD protein signal transduction. Lineage: Eukaryota; Metazoa; Chordata; Mammalia; Perissodactyla; Rhinocerotidae. The transcript is spliced from 2 exons. Gene Ontology annotation, cellular component: extracellular region.
CGCAGGGAGGACUGCAGGGCCCGCGGCCGGAGACUCCGCGCCGCCUCUGAGCGGGCCCGCGUUCGCCGGCGCUCCGGGCACUGCGCUCGCUCCGCUUCGCCGCCCGCCCGCCGGCCGUGGCGAGCACAACCCACCCUUCGCCGGCCCUUCCUCGGCGCUCAGGUGCGAGCGCGGGGCCCCGCCGCAGCGCCCGCCGCAGCGCCGCGGCAAGCCGCACUCGGCUUCGCUGCCGGGGCUCCGGAGCCUUCGCUUCCGUCUCGGCCAAGUUGCGUCGACCGGCCCUUUCGCCACCUUCCCCGCCCGGGGGCCAAGCCACCGCUGCCGCUGCUUUCACUUCACCCAAGCGGGGGCUGCGGGGGCUGCGGGGCCGCAACCCGGAGAGGAUGGGGAGAAGGCUGCAGAUGCCGAGGCGCCCCGAUACGCCCGUGCGGCAGUGACCCGCCAACCCCCGCCUCGCCCCACGCGCUUCUCCGGUGCCCGCGACCUUCGGCUCCCCUUCUCGGCCGCACAGGAACCCCCGCGGCCCGGCCAGCCCCCUCCCCCUGUGAGCCCGCGGCGGCCCUCCCGGCGGGCGGGCGGAGGCCCGGGCAGGCGCGGGCGCGGGCGCGGGCGCGGGCGGGGGCGGGGCGGGGCGGCGCGCCGGGAGCCCGGAGCCCGGCCCUGCGCUCGGCUCAGCUCGCCUCGCGGCGGGCGCCCUCGUCGCCAGCGGCGCACCAUGGACGGGCUGCCCGGUCGGGCGCUGGGGGCCGCCUGCCUUUUGCUGCUGGCGGCCGGCUGGCUGGGGCCGGAGGCCUGGGGCUCGCCCACGCCGCCGCCGUCCCCGGCCGCACCGCCGCCGCCCCCGCCACCCGGAGCCCCCGGCGGCUCGCAGGACACCUGCACGUCGUGUGGCGGCUUCCGGCGGCCCGAGGAGCUGGGCCGGGUGGACGGCGACUUCCUGGAGGCGGUGAAGCGGCACAUCUUGAGCCGCCUGCAGAUGCGGGGCCGGCCCAACAUCACGCACGCCGUGCCCAAGGCCGCCAUGGUCACGGCCCUGCGCAAGCUGCACGCUGGCAAGGUGCGCGAGGACGGCCGCGUGGAGAUCCCGCACCUCGACGGCCACGCCAGCCCGGGCGCCGACGGCCAGGAGCGCGUCUCCGAAAUCAUCAGCUUCGCGGAGACAGAUGGCCUCGCCUCCUCCCGGGUCCGCCUGUACUUCUUCAUCUCCAAUGAAGGCAACCAGAACCUGUUUGUGGUGCAGGCCAGCCUGUGGCUUUACCUGAAGCUGCUGCCGUACGUCCUGGAGAAGGGCAGUCGGCGGAAGGUGCGGGUCAAGGUGUACUUCCAGGAGCAGGGCCGCGGAGACCGGUGGAAUGUGGUCGAGAAGAAGGUGGACCUCAAGCGCAGUGGCUGGCACACCUUCCCGCUCACCGAGGCCAUCCAGGCCUUGUUCGAGCGGGGCGAGCGACGACUCAACCUGGACGUGCAGUGCGACGGCUGCCGGGAGCUGGCCGUGGUGCCCGUGUUCGUGGACCCCGGCGAGGAGUCGCACCGGCCCUUCGUGGUUGUGCAGGCGCGGCUGGGUGACAGCAGGCACCGCAUUCGCAAGCGGGGCCUGGAGUGCGAUGGCCGGACCAAUCUCUGUUGCCGGCAACAGUUCUUCAUCGACUUCCGCCUCAUCGGCUGGAACGACUGGAUCAUCGCACCCAUCGGCUACUACGGGAACUACUGUGAGGGCAGCUGCCCAGCCUACCUGGCGGGGGUCCCUGGCUCUGCCUCCUCCUUCCACACGGCUGUGGUGAACCAGUACCGCAUGCGGGGCCUGAACCCGGGCACGGUGAACUCCUGCUGCAUCCCCACCAAGCUGAGCACCAUGUCCAUGCUCUACUUCGACGAUGAGUACAACAUUGUCAAGCGGGACGUGCCCAACAUGAUCGUGGAGGAGUGCGGCUGUGCCUGACGACGGGGCUGCAGUGGUGGGGCACGGGGACAGUCCCGGAUGGGCUUCUUCCAUCCCCUGUGGGAACGGGGUGCACGGUGCGCUGAGCGUGGUCGUUCCAUUGGGCUGCCCAGAAGGUGCCAGGGUGAAGCCUGAAAUAUUUUCCUACUGCUUCAUCGAGCAAUCAGUCAAAACUGGAGUGAGAACCCGCAACUGACAUGAAAUACUUUAAAAUGCACACGUAGACACGCACAGCCCGAUGCAUCCUGCCACCCACACAGCAGCCUCCAGGAUACCAGCAAAUGGAUGCGGUGACAAAUGGCAGCUUAGCUACAAACGCCUGUCAGUUGGAGAGAAUGGGGUGAACAGCCCCCAUUCCCACCAGCUGGCCCGGCCACUCUGAAUUGCGCCUUCCGAGCACACAUAAAAGCACAAAGACAGAGAUGCACGGAGAGAGAGAGCACGGGAGCCACUGAGAGGAAAAGCAGAGGCAAGGGUGGGGAUCGUGCAGGCAGGGGGAGGGCUGCAUGAAUCCCUCCACUUGGGCAAGGUCUGCCAUGCCUCAGCAUCUCCUGGCUCAAACUUGUGGGCUCCCUCCCGCCUGGGAUCUUUCAUGCUGUGGGACCCAGAGAGCCUGUCCUUUCUCCUCGUAGAGGGAAGGAGGCCCAGAAAGGACCUAACCUGCCAGAGACCGUGGACCAGUGGCAAUGACGGUUUGACUGUUGCUUGGGUCCCUGGCGUGACUUAUGUGUGUGUUUGUUUUGAGGGUGGGGAGGGAGGGAGAGGAGAAGGGUCUUAAUUUGAUGCUUUAACUGAUCACUAGCAGUUGAUAGGUCAUUCAUUCCAGUCGUAUAGUUGAAAAGGGACUUUUCUACCAGGUGUGACCUUUUAAGUUAAAAUCUGAAUUGUUCUAAAUGGGAAGAAAACAAGUUGCAAUCUAUGCCCUUCAUGGGGAUAUUCCUCUAGGACUGGUUGGAGAGGGGUGGAAAUGACCCCUAGGCAAGAGGCUGAGCCCAGAGGAGGAAAUGUUGGAGUGGAGGCAUUCUGGGAAUGCUGGGGGGUGGGGUGCCCCCUCAGCAUGGGGCAAUGGAGGAGAGCAGUUUAGCUGGUCUUGGAGAGAUGAGGAAGGCUUUCAGCUGCUUUGCAGAAGUUGCCUGUGGGGGCCCCCCCGGUCACCGCAGUGGCCCCGCCCGCUCGCCUGCCGCCUGCCCCUCCUAGCACUUGCAGAGCUGCCUGAACGCACACCAUAGAGCACUUGCCCCGCUGCGUGUGUCCAGAAGUGGCCCUUGGCAGAGCACUGACCUCGCUCACCCUUAGAUGUCCAAGUGCCAUGUGAACUAUGCAAUUUAAAGGGUUGACCCCACACUAGACGAAACUGGACUCGUACGACUCUUUUUAUAUUUUUUAUACUUGAAAUGAAAUCCUUUGCUUCUUUUUUAAGCGAAUGAUUGCUUUUAAUGUUUGCACUGAUUUAGUUGCAUGAUUAGUCAGAAACUGCCGUUUGAAAAAAGAAGUUAUUUUUAUAGCAGCAAAAAAAAAAAAAUACAGUGAAAUGUAUUAUACAUAAUUUUGGAACCAAAGAGGCCAACAGAUCAGUUUUAAUUUUUAUUAGAUGGUGAGGCCAUCUUAUGUGAGGUGGACGUUCAGAACAAUCCCUUGAGUGGCCUGCCAGCAUUUCAGGGUAUAAAUGGAUUCUGUUUAUUCAGUUUGAUGUGUCUUUUCUAUCCUUACACACCCAGAAGGUAGAGUAAGAAUGACUGUGGUAGAAUGCAGGUGUGUAUCCUUAAAUCCCCAUCUUUAUGUUUAUUUAAUAAAGCUCCCCUUAGGUUCUGUUUCAUAAUAAUUUAAAACCAAACAAUUUUCCCAUAGACUUGCUGUUAAAGUAUUUUACAUUUGUGUACAGUUUAAGCAAAUAAAAGAUUGAGUGCCA